This is a messenger RNA of Panicum virgatum (switchgrass), 1684 nucleotides long. Its product is annotated as putative glucose-6-phosphate 1-epimerase. The transcript has 9 exons. The record is from RefSeq and is a predicted model, not a curated record. Gene Ontology annotation, molecular function: isomerase activity; carbohydrate binding. Bases 168 to 1169 code for a protein of 333 amino acids. Lineage: Eukaryota; Viridiplantae; Streptophyta; Magnoliopsida; Poales; Poaceae. Gene Ontology annotation, biological process: carbohydrate metabolic process.
CCCCCCCCCCCGCGCAGCAGAGUGAGGGAGGCGAGUCGAGUAGGCGCUGUCCGGAAAUUCCCCAAUUAAGCCCACCGUACCUGCCUCUCCGCUUCUCUGCCUCCAGGCUCCAGUAGCUCCACUGCUCCGCCCGCCCGGCGUGCUCGCCGCUGCUCGCGGGAGGGGACAUGUCGGCCUCCGCGUCGACGCCGGCCGGCGAGGAGAAGCAGGAGCUGGCGCCCGUGGUGCAGUGCAAGGGCGUCAACGACCUCGACAAGGUCGUCCUCCGCGAGGUCCGGGGCAGCUCCGCCGAGGUUUACCUGUAUGGUGGGCAUGUGACAUCAUGGAAAGAUGAUCAUGGAGAUGAGUUACUUUUUGUUAGCAAUAAGGCUAUUUUCAAGCCUCCAAAAGCUAUACGUGGAGGAAUACCAAUCUGCUUUCCACAGUUUUCCAACUUUGGAAAUCUGGAACAACAUGGAUUUGCAAGGAAUAGAGUCUGGACCAUCGAUACUGAUCCACCACCAUUUCCUGUGCCAACCACCAAUACAGCUUAUAUUGAUUUAAUCCUUAAACCUACGGAAGAGGAUUUGAAGAUCUGGCCUCAUAGUUUUGAAUACCGUCUGAGGGUUGCACUUAGUCCUGGUGGUGAUUUGAUGCUAACUUCACGUAUAAGAAACACUAAUGCAGAUGGAAAGUCAUUCUCUUUCACCUUUGCAUACCACACAUACUUCAAGAUUUCUGAUAUAAGUGAGGUGCGAGUAGAAGGCCUGGAAACUCUGGAUUACCUAGACAACUUACAAGACAGAGCCCGUUUCACUGAACAAGGAGAUGCAAUUGUUUUUGAAUCCGAACUGGACAGAAUAUAUCUGGGCACACCAUCAAAAAUUGCCAUUAUUGAUCAUGAGAAGAAAAGAACAUUUGUUGUGAGGAAAGGAGGACUUCCUGAUGCUGUUGUUUGGAAUCCUUGGGACAAAAAGGCAAAGGCUAUGUCAGAUUUUGGUGAUGAUGAAUAUAAACGCAUGGUUUGUGUGGAGGCAGCUGCUAUAGAGAAGCCGGUUACUCUAAAGCCUGGUGAGGAAUGGACCGGAAAGUUGGAACUUUCUGCUGUGCCAUCUAGUUAUUACAGUGGUCAGCUAGACCCUGACCGUGUGAUUCAGGAUUCAAGUGUCCCAGAGGAUUCAAUCAGCUAGUCCUUACUGUAAUUCUGUGCAGGUAGAGCAUUAUAUCAUGUAUAAGGGACACUGGCAGCAAGGAUUGUCACAACGUUUCUUCUAUUCUAUUCAAAUCUUUGUUGUUUUCUGUUCGGGGUGCAUAUCGAACCAAGGGAUGUGAAAUUGGUUUACUUUUUUUGGAUCUACGUAACAUAUAAAGGACAAGUCAGUGUUCGUACCCUGUAUAUGGAUGUUUGAGGCGAGAAACAUCUUCCAUGGGUUGUAAAAUAAAGAAAAAAAAUCCUCUCUACCGGUAGUUCAUUGUCUUUAGAUGUAAGUUCUAUAUUAAACCUAGGAAGCAGAGAUGUUGUGGAAAUGGACACACAUAAUGUGCGAACUGUUCCAGGCAUUGUAGCUUCUUGUGGUUCCAUGACAAAAUCUUCUCUAGACUCUAGAUGCAUUACUUACAUGUGCAUUUACCUUCCUAUGAUAACAGAGUAAUUACCAGAGUCUCGAUCAUUGUUAAUGUAAGAUAUCAUCUUUAUACCGUGCUC